AAGCAAGGUCGCGAAGGCAUGUCACUUUUCAGUUUUCUCUUUCUUGUUCUUGUAACAGCAAACAGUAGUAGAUGACCAAAACCGAAAUAAGAAAGAAAUAGCCACCGUAACCGUAACUCUAACCGCACUUCUUUUAUCAUCUGGUUGUUACUCGCAACUCUCCUUCCACGCACCGCAAUAUUCCCCCAAUCGCCGCCAUGGUUGAACCUAACCGCAUUUCCGUUCAUCACGUUCUCGGCGCUGGCUUAGUUGCCGAUGUGUUGCUAUGGAAGAAUUGGCGCGGCGGAGUUGCGGUGCUGAGUUCUGCAACCACAUUGUGGUAUCUGUUUGAAUGUGCCGGUUACAAUUUCUUGUCGUUUGUGGCAAAUGUGAUAUUGCUUCUCGUCGUGAUUCUGUUUCUAUGGGCUAAAGCUGCUAAUCUUCUUAAUAGACCUCUUCCUCCUCUGCCUGAUCUGGAGAUCUCGGAGGAAACUAUUGCGAAGCAUGCUGAAGUGCUGCAAAUUUGGAUAAAUCGGGCUUUGUCUGUUGCACAUGAUAUAGCAAUCGAGAGGGAUUUGUUUCUUUGUCUACAGGUUGUUGGUGUAUUGUGGACAAUAUCUUAUAUUGGUAGUCUGUUUAACUUCUUGACUUUGAUCUAUAUAUGUGUUCUUCUUAGCUUGUCACUUCCUGUGUUGUAUGACAAGUACCAGGAUCGAAUUGAUGAGAAGCUUCAUGUGGUACAUGGGGUUAUUCACCCACAUUAUCAAAAGAUUUGCAACAUUGUCUUGAGCAUUAUUCCAAAACGUACAAGCAAAGAAAAGAAGGUGCAAUAGAGUGCAGAUGGUUAGCUGAAGUCUAGUUAGGAGCCUACUGAUGGAUAUGGAGCACUUGAGGUUUUCCUUUUGUUGGGAAGUUGUAGCUGUUUUAAUUCAUGAUUAGUGGUAUGCUAAUUCUUCAGAAGACAGAUUGAAAAAGAGAUUUGAUGUAGAUGACUAUUCUCUUGGAUUUUCAGUGUAUCCCAUUGGAAGAUGCUUUGUGUGAAUUUUGAUAAAUAGGUAUGUACCCUUGUUAAUCUUCACUUUGGAUUAGAUUACCAGACUAGGGGGGUAAAAGAAAGGACCUAAGAACUUGCACAUCGGUUUGUUUUUUUAGGAUGGAAACAUGGCACGAUUUUUUGUUACAAAUAGAUUUUAGUUCAGUUGGUUUUAUGAUGUAUUCCUGAAAGUGUUUAAUCAGUAAUUACCACUGUGUGUACUGCAAUACUUUUAUUUUUUCAAAAUAGGAAUGGAGAACUAGAAAUAUAAAAGUAACAAAAUAUCUCACUACUGCAUGUUCCCGUGUGCUUGCUUCCA
This is a messenger RNA of Trifolium pratense (red clover), 1331 nucleotides long. Its product is annotated as reticulon-like protein B11. The transcript has 6 exons. The record is from RefSeq and is a predicted model, not a curated record. The coding region runs from base 198 to 812 and encodes 204 amino acids. NCBI's taxonomy places the organism in Eukaryota, Viridiplantae, Streptophyta, Magnoliopsida, Fabales, Fabaceae.